AUGGCUCGGAAAGAGAAACCUUCGGAGGAAAGUUGCGAAGCUGCUUGGAAACGUGGAUGUUCAAUGAAGAUGCUUGACGUACUCUACGAUCCGGCAUGGACUUCACAGUUCUACUGGCUACUUAUCGUAGCCUUUGUGUUCGCCUUCUCCGUUUCCUUUGGAAUGGGAGCAAAUGAUUCGUGCAACGAUUGGGGUCCUGCCGUAGGCGCUGGUACAGUGAAAUUAUGGCAAGCGUACAUCCUUUGCGGUAUCUUCAACACCAUCGGAGCCAUUCUCUUAGGAUACAAAGUUACCGAAACUCUUCGGUCCGGUAUCGUCGAGGUGGAAGUUUUCGACGUCUACUCCGCCUUUAACCAUACUACCGGGAAAUAUGAAGUGGUUCCGCAUUGUGAUGGUGCAGUCGCUACAGGUGGAUUCGCUCCUCCGUCACUUUUAAAUGGAACAGCCGAAGUGGAAUGUGCUAAGUAUACUGCGGCCGAGUUCAUGAUUGGGCAGACUGGAGCAAUGGCCGGUGUUGCUGCGUUCAUGAUUGUCUCAUCGGUGUACAAAAUCCCCGUCUCAGCCACUCAUGCGAUAGUUGGCGCUUCACUAGCCUCUUCACUGUACUUACGGGGUAACGUUGGAAUAAAAUGGUCUGAGAUUGGUGGGAUCGUGAUGUCCUGGUUCAUUUCUCCCCUCAUUGCCGGUUUCUUCGCCUCACUCUUCUAUCUAAUCAUCAAGUACUCGGUUCUACUCCGGAAAGACACGUUCAAAUGGGCUUUGAUUAUGUGCCCUGUGUUUAUGUGCUUCACCAUAACCGUCAAUCUUUUCGCUUGCAUCUUUGAUGGAUCAAAAUAUCUUGGAUUCGAUCGUCUUUCAUGGUGGCAAGCAGGUCUGAUUUCCCUGGCUACUGGUCUCGUUGCUAUGUUCCUUCUAUCUUGUCCACUAAAGAGUUGGCUCAGCAACCGAGCACAUCGCCUAUACGAUGAGGAGCAAGCAAAGGCUCAAAAGAAGUUGGAACAAGGGAAAUGUAAAGUAAGCAAAAUUACUGACAUGCGAACUCCUACAACUGAUAUGGAGAAACUUCGUGACCUACCUUGGUACAAAUACCUCUACACCGCCGUUCCCGAAGAAAGGCUUACCACUAAAGUCUUCAACGCGCUCCAAAUUGUCUCCUCUUCCUUACUCUCUUUCUCCCAUGGCGCCAAUGACACUGCUAACACUGUUGGGCCACUCCUAGCUGUAUGGAUGACCUACCAGACAGGUUACGCAUUCGGAGCAGCUGAGACCCGCGAUGAUUCUCAGGUGUUACUCGCUUUUGGUGCAGUAGCUAUGAUUGUUGGUUUCCUAGCCCUCGGUCAUCGUACAAUCAAGCUCAUCGCCAAAGAGAUUACUGUCGAUAUGAGCCCUGUGUCAGGAUUUGCUAUCGAGCUCGGCACCGCAUUCACUGUGUUGGUUUGCGUGAAAAUUGGGGUCCCAAUAUCUUCAACACAUUGUGCCGUAGGUGCUGUAUUAUUCGUUGGAAUGACGAAAUCCACCACCGAAGGCGUAUCGUUCAAGACGUUCAGAAAAAUCUGUAUUGUAUGGCUUUUAUGUUUUCCAAUUGCUGCAAUUAUAUCACUUCUUGUCACGAUGGUAUUAGUUCGAUUUGUUUGA
Molecule: messenger RNA, 1635 nt
Organism: Necator americanus (New World hookworm)
Lineage: Eukaryota; Metazoa; Nematoda; Chromadorea; Rhabditida; Ancylostomatidae
Exons: 13
Coding region: 1-1635 (544 amino acids)
Biological process (GO): phosphate ion transmembrane transport
Cellular component (GO): membrane
Molecular function (GO): phosphate transmembrane transporter activity
Source: RefSeq, a predicted model, not a curated record